Cotesia congregata is the source of this 258-nucleotide messenger RNA. The record is from the annotation of a GenBank genome assembly. Lineage: Eukaryota; Metazoa; Arthropoda; Insecta; Hymenoptera; Braconidae.
AUGGGAAACAGCUCGGUUUAUGCGGUUCACAACAAAGAACAUUCAACUUCAACAAGCCAGUCUCAUCUCGAACAACAAAUUUCAGACCUCAAACUUUCAAUGAAAAGUCUUCAACAGGAUAUCAGCAACAUACAACUUCAGCUACAACAGCAGCUCCUGCUGAUCAACAAUCUCAGCCAACGCAAAUCCAGAGCUGACCAAGGCUACGGCAGAUCGCAGUCCAGGGGCAGGGCUUCAACACCUAACCCUAACGGAUAC